Molecule: messenger RNA, 2562 nt
Organism: Humulus lupulus (European hop)
Lineage: Eukaryota; Viridiplantae; Streptophyta; Magnoliopsida; Rosales; Cannabaceae
Product: high mobility group B protein 15
Exons: 6
Coding region: 903-2267 (454 amino acids)
Molecular function (GO): DNA binding
Source: RefSeq, a predicted model, not a curated record
AUACAGUUUGCUUUUUCUUCUCUGCAACAGUGUCAGGAAAUAGGAAAAGGGAAGAAGAAAAAAGCAUUGGACUUUGUUAUAUUAUAAUAGAUAGACAUAGACAUAUGUAUUGCAUGUACAGUUUUGUUUCGUGACCAUUUAGAUAUCAUCAUUUCUUAGGAAUGUCAGAGAAGAUUAUAGGCCAAAUAGGCCUGUAAGUCUGGUUAAACAGAGGGACUUUUGUAUCUGGGUCUUAAUUGCUAUAACCCCUUUUAAAAGUUGAAGCUUUUUUCUUUAGCUUUCUUAGUGUUGAAAAGUCUGAUGAUAUUGAUGUGUUCAUCCUGUUGUGUCCUCGGUACUCUGAAGGAAUUCAUGGCUGUGACAGCUAUACUGCUGUACCCUUUGCUUUUCUUGGGCUUUGAUUCUCUUCCUUGUUACUGGGAGUUAUUUCAUCUUCUGAGUUUCUUUAGGGACUUUUCUUUUUCAUCAGCCUCAUCAGUUUCUCUGCUUUAUUUCAGUUCUCUUCUGCAACCUACAUGGUGAUGUAUUAUUAUUAUUAUUAUUACUAUUGUGUCUUUCUUUUCAUCUUUCUUUAUCUUUCUUACUUUUUCUCUUGGGUUUUCUUGGCUUUACCACUCUCCUGGAUUUGCAUGGAAAAAAGUGUUCUUGAUAUUCUAUCUUCUUGCCUGUUUGCAUGACUACAGUUAGUUUAUUACUAGUUCUACCUUACUUGCUGCUUGUAUUUGAUUACUUUCUUUUCUUUCUUUUUAAAGUUCUAUCAUUAUUCUUGUCUUAAUGUUGUUUUGUUUUGCUAUUUUUUUUGUUAGUGAAGGAAUACGUGACCAGUAGGGCUCAGUAAAUUGGUUAAUGGUUGAGGAAAAGUACAAAGGAAAGACUAUUGAAGGUCGGAAAGAGCUCUGGCCAUGGCAUCAACUUCUAGUGGUAACAAAACCCCUUUGGCCGUGACACUGAGAGAAGGUGCUACUGCCAAUAUUAUUAGGUAUGAAGAUGUUGCAGCUGAUCCUAAGCUCUUCAUGGAUACCUUGGAGAAACUUCAUUCCUCAAAUGGAACUAAGUUCAUGAUACCCAUCAUAGGUGGAAAAGAGCUUGAUCUGCAUAAACUUUUUCUCGAGGUUACUUCACGUGGCGGUAUUGAAAAGAUUAGUAACGAUAGAAGAUGGAAAGAAGUAACUGCAGUUUUCAACUUUCCCUCCACCGCUACAAACGCUUCAUAUGUGCUGCGAAAGUACUACAAUUCACUGCUACGCAACUACGAACUAACUUACUACUUUAAAGCGAAAUCAACCCCGUUGAGUGGUGCUCAGCAAGCAGAGUCACAAUCACCAAGUUUCCAAACUCCUAUGUUCCAGCAAGCACAUACAAGUGAGGCAGAAUUUUCUGAAGCAAGAACACCAGCAUCAUCAGCUUCUUCUACUGUAAUUGGUGUCAUUGAUGGGAAAUUUGAAAGUGGAUAUCUGGUAUCCGUAGUCAUAGGCUCGAAGCGGCUGAAAGGUGUACUCUACGAGGCUCCACAUAAUCCACCUUCAAGGCAAAUACCACAAGGAAUAAAUCAACCAACUCCCAACAAAACUGACGAUGCUGAAUCUGUUGUUCCUGUUGUUCGUCGCCGUAGACGCAGGAAGAAAUGUGAGAUCAAAAGGAGGGAUCCUGCUCAUCCAAAACCAAACAGAAGUGGGUACAAUUUCUUCUUUGCAGAGCAGCAUGCUAGAUUGAAACCACUUCACCCCGGAAAAGAUAGGGAGAUCAGUAGAAUGAUCGGCGAAUCAUGGAACAAGUUAAAGGAAUCUGAUAAAGCUGUCUACCAAGAGAAAGCUGUUAAAGACAAGGAAAGAUAUAGAAGAGAAAUGGAGGGUUAUAGAGAAAGGCUAAGAACUGGUCAAGUGAUCAGUCAUGCAGUACCGCUACAACAACGAUUCCCUGAGCCUCACACUACUGCUACUACUACUACUACUACUGCUACUGUGGAAGUGAAUCCAAAUGUGGAUGAAACUGAGGGUGGAGACUCUCAGACUUUAGGCAAUGAGAGUUGUUCAAGUAAAAGUGAUUCUGAAGUUGAUGUAAUGGUGGAGAAGGAUUCUGAUAUAGAGGAAUAUCAAGAGAUAGUAAUGGAUACUCAUUCUAAUAUUGUUGGCAUUCAGAAGAUUACUGAAGGUGAUGAGCUGAAGAAGAAGAGUCUACCAGAACAGAAUGUUGGAGAUGAGGGUGUUGAGAAAGAAGCUGCUGAGGUGAGAGAUUUAAACUUUGUCAUCAAGGAGAAAGAGAUUUAGGAAGAAUUAAACUUUGUCAUAGACUUUAUCAACCAAGUUCUAAUAUUUGGCUUUAAAUUUUAGUUAUAAUUAGAUCUUAGAUGUAUGACACACUUGAAGGAGUAACUUUUUAUCUUUUUUUUUAAGUCAUUAGUUCUUCUUCUUCUUCUUCUUCUUCAUAGGUGUAAAGCCUGGUUUACUAUCACAAAUGGUUGUUGCCUUGAGGAAAGUUGUAGAAGACCUCAAUUUUGUAGUGACAAAUUUUCUUAUGUAUUGGUACUGUGUCUUUUUACUUGAAUGGAAAAUUUUCUUUUCU